Messenger RNA from Lonchura striata (white-rumped munia), 1067 nucleotides. Lineage: Eukaryota; Metazoa; Chordata; Aves; Passeriformes; Estrildidae. The record is from RefSeq and is a predicted model, not a curated record.
CGCGCAGCCGCACCACGUUGGGGUGCCGGAACUGCCCCAUGCGCGCGGCCUCGCGCAGGAACUCCCGGCGCUGCCGCUCGCCCGCGCCGCCCUUGAGCGUCUUCACCGCCACCUCGGCCUCGGGCUGGCCCGGCAGCGCCAGCCGCCCGCGCCACACCUCGCCGAACUCGCCUGGGGCGGGCAACGGGGUCAAUCCACAGGGAAAAACAAAAUCGACACAAAAAACGGCCAAAAUCCGGGAAAAUACACCCAAAAAACCACCCAGAAACCAACAAAUCCGCCCAAAAACCACCCAGAAACCAACAAAUCCACCCAAAAUCCACCCAGAAACCAACGAAACCCAACCACACCUCGCCGAACUCGCCUGGGACGGGCAACGGGGUCAAUCCACCCGCAAAACCAAAAUCGACACAAAAAAUGGCCAAAAACUGGAUAAUUACACCCAAAAAACCAUCCAGAAAGCAACAAAUCCGCCCAAAAUCCACCCAGAAACCAACAAAUCCACCCAAAAACCAACAAAACCCAACCACGCCUCGCCAAACUCGCCUGGGGCGGGCAACGGGGUCAAUCCACCCGGAAAACCAAAAUCGACACAAAAAACGGCCAAAAACUGGAUAAUUACACCCAAAAAACCAUCCAGAAAGCAACAAAUCCGCCCAAAAACCACCCAGAAACCAACAAAUCCACCCAAAAAACCACCCAGAAACCAACAAAUCCACCCAAAAACCCAACGAAACUCACCCACACCUCGCCGAACUCGCCUGGGGCGGGCAACGGGGUCAAUCCACCCGGAAAACCAAAAUCGACACAAAAAACGGCCAAAAACUGGAUAAAUACACCCAAAAAACACCCAGAAACCAACAAAUCCACCCAAAAACCAACAAAUCCACCCAAAAUCCACCCAAAAACCAAUGAAACCCAACCACGCCUCGCCGAACUCGCCUGGGACGGGCAACGGGGUCAAUCCACCGGGAAAAACAAAAUUGACACAAAAAACGGCCAAAAUCCGGAAAAAUACACCCAAAAAAUCACCCAGAAACCAACAAAUUCACCCAAAAACCAACAAA